Molecule: messenger RNA, 1146 nt
Organism: Drosophila elegans
Lineage: Eukaryota; Metazoa; Arthropoda; Insecta; Diptera; Drosophilidae
Product: protein takeout
Exons: 4
Coding region: 181-1053 (290 amino acids)
Source: RefSeq, a predicted model, not a curated record
GCGAGUGAGAAUAAAACGCCGGCUCACAGCCAGCCGCCGGCUAGUCGGUUCCUAAGCGUGACACAGUUUGAUGUGCCUAAGCAGCGGCUUUCGCGAUCGCAGAUACAGAUACAGAUAAUAGUUACUUAUUUACUUAGAUACUUAACUACUUAAUUACUAGACACUCGCUAGUACGGCAUCAUGAGGAGCACGCGCCAUGGUCGCAGAUCGCUCGGCAUUUGGAGUGGAUUAAUUGCAAUCUUGUGCUUAAACGAGAUCGCCUUGGACAUCGCGUUAGUCUCAGCCGUUGCCUACUACACCGAGAAGCCUGCCUUUUUGCCAUCUUGUCGGAUUUACGAACCCGGCUUUACAAAAUGUUCUACGAAUAGCAUACAGAAGCUUCUCGAUCAGCUUAAUAUUGGAAUACCGGAGGUGAUCGAGCGUUUCGGUCCCUUUGAUCCCAUGCGAGUGAGGGAUAUAGUGUUCAAGCAGGACAACAAUGAAGUAGCCACCAUCCGAGCCAAUCUUACUGAGCUGGUGGUCAAGGGUUUUUCCAAGACACAGGUCAAGGAGAGUCGUGUCAGUAAAAAAGACUUUGGCUGGCAGACUAAAAUAUUCCUACCCAAAAUGAGACUGGAUGGCAAGUAUGAAAUGGCUGGUCGAAUACUUCUCAUACCUCUUAGUGGCUCUGGCAAAAUAUUCAUCGAAAUUGAUGAUCUUGACAUUUUGUUGCUAACAAAAACUCGUCUGUAUGAAAAGGGCGGUUUCACCUUUGACAACGUGACCGCAGUGCGGGCUCAACUUAACAUGACCAAGGUUCGCACCUACCUGGAUAACUUAUUCAACGGACGCAGCAAAGAGGUUGAGCGCAGUACAAAUCAAUUCUUUAACGAUAAUUGGCGCGAUUUCUAUGAGGCCCUAAAACCGCUUAUCGUUGAGACGGUUGAAAAUAUCCUCUACGAUGUAAUGGGUACGGUUUUUCACCUAAUACCAGCCAACUUUUUCGUAGAGGACAUACCAACGCCCCAGCAACUAUAUGGUCCCAAGAAAGCAGAUGUUAAAGAGAAUAGUUGAGUGAUGCAAGAAGACGUUCAUCAGAAUUCUUUUUAAGAUUUAAAUUUAGAAAUGGCAGUAAGAAACUGGAAAUUAAAAGUAAUUGGAAAGCAA